AUGUCCGUUCCCCAAAGCUCCUUUACCCCGCCUCCUGGCACACCAAUCCAUCAGCUAGCCAUAAAGCCGAUUUUCGAUGCUCUUGAGCCGCGGGAGAAGUUCUAUGCUCACUAUUGUGCACGGGCAGCAUGGCAUGGGAGCAGAAUUAUCAUGCGGCAGGUAUCGCCAGAAAGCCCUGGCAUCUUCGACUUCAUCAUGGACCUCUAUCAUGCUUGCGAUGGAAAAUGGGACACCUUAGUCACCCAAAGCAAUAUCACAUCCGAAGAGCUCGAAAGAUUUCUGGAGUAUGCCGCAAUGUUUCUCUGCAACUUAGGAAACUACUAUGGCGAAGGAGACCAAAAGUUCGUCCCAAAUCUGACAGCCGAAGCACUGCAAAGGAUCGCAAGCAUCUCCCAAAAGACGAAGGAAGGUCUAGACAAAAUCAUCGGUCCGCUAUUGGCAGUCCCGCCAUUCAACCUUGGAUAUCCCAGCAAGAGCGCACAGUCAGGUUAUUACACUGGCACUGAACUCAUGUCACAGAAGGAGAUUGCUCGAGUGUCGGAGGCAAUGAUUGAACAUUCCAUUGGGCCAGAGAAUACCCGAGUUCGAAAGCUAAUUCAGGAUGGAAAACCUAUAUAUCAUUUGCUUCAAGCUUCCGCGGAGACUGGUGUUCCCGCCAAUGGUCUACACGAACUGGCAAAUGACAUAUUCAUCGUUAGAGGCGAUCACUCGGUGGAAAUGUCGAACAUCUGCUCGGAUCUGGCGAGAGCAAAAGAAUACGUCAGCAACAGCAGGCAAACCCGGUUCUUGGAGCUCUACAUCGAAUCCUUUAGUACUGGUAGCCUCGAAGCUUACCAGGAGUCACAAAAGGCGUGGGUAAUGGAUGUGUCUGCAAGAGUAGAGAAUAUGAUUGGUUUCAUCGAGAGUUAUCGUGAUCCGGCUGGGAUCAGGUCGGAGUGGGAAGCUAUGAUCGGAAUUUCCGAUCCGGGCGAAACAUUGAAAUUGAAACGCUUUGUUGAGAGUUCAACUUCUAUCAUUCGACAACUCCCAUGGGCAGUCGAUGGUGUCAACGAUGGGAAAGGCCCGUUUGAGAAGAGUCUGUUUGAAGCUCCUGACUUUACCAGCGUCCACGCGCUUGCUGUAUGCGGCAGUGUCGUCUUCGAAGCCGCCAAUCUUCCCAAUUACGAAUAUAUUCGAGAAAAUUAUGGUUUUAAGAAUAUUGUUCUCGCAAAUCGUCUCAGUGCUAACAAUAACCCCAAUCUACCAGUGCCUUGGGUCGAUCCAUCAGAGUUAGAGCACUUCCGCAAGAGCACACAUAUUGUCAGAUUUCUCACCACCGCUAUCCAUGAACUGGUGGGCCAUGGAACUGGUAUACUCCUCAGCGAAACCGCUCCGGGCAUCUACAACUUUGACCAGCAGAACCCGCCGAUCAGUCCACUGAACGGGAAAGCCGUGACUUCGCACUAUUUACCUGGCCAAACUUGGAAUAGCGUUUUUGAAAAUUUGGCAGGAACAGUGGAGGAAUGUCGUGCCAUUCUAGUCUCGGAAUAUCUCAUGGACAACAAGGAUUUGUUGUGUAUUUUCGGGUACACCAAUACCAGUGAAAUCACGGCUGACGACCUCCUUUAUACCACCUAUCUCAACAUUGGUGUCGAUGGGCUUCAGGCUCUCGAACAUUAUAACUUUGAAAAUCAGGCUUGGGGGCAAGUCCACCACCAGGCUCACUUCUCCAUCCUGAAACACCUUCUCCAAGAUGGCGGCGGCGUUAUCCAAAUCUCCCAUGACCCCAAUAACUCCACUCUCACCGUCCAUAUCGACCGGGACAAAAUCAUCUCUCACGGCAAACCCUCUUUAGGCCGCUACCUCUGUCGUCUACAUAUAUGGCGGUGUACUGCCGAUAUUUCCUCUUGUAAGGAAUUCUAUGAGCCCAUGUGUGCUGUUGAGGGGAUAUACGAACAGUGGCGACAGAUUGUGUGCUCGAAGCCAAGGCCAAGAUGGAAAUUCACUCAACCCAAUACGUUUGUUGAUGGAGAAACCGUGGAGGUUAAACUGUAUGAGGAGAAUAACAAGGGAAUCAUUCAAUCAUGGGCUGAGAGAGGGAUUUGA
This is a messenger RNA of Penicillium roqueforti, 2085 nucleotides long. RefSeq names its product dipeptidyl peptidase III. The transcript is spliced from 6 exons. Gene Ontology annotation, molecular function: dipeptidyl-peptidase activity. Gene Ontology annotation, cellular component: cytoplasm. The record is from RefSeq and is a predicted model, not a curated record. Bases 1 to 2085 code for a protein of 694 amino acids. NCBI's taxonomy places the organism in Eukaryota, Fungi, Ascomycota, Eurotiomycetes, Eurotiales, Aspergillaceae.